Varroa destructor (honeybee mite) is the source of this 2417-nucleotide messenger RNA. RefSeq lists its product as uncharacterized. The record is from RefSeq and is a predicted model, not a curated record. Lineage: Eukaryota; Metazoa; Arthropoda; Arachnida; Mesostigmata; Varroidae.
GCUCCUUGGCAUUCCGUAAAUAAUGCUUUUGAUACUACCUAAACGUUAACUGUUUGAAUCCAAUCGAAUAUCAGUACCUCAAAAGCGCAUGCUAGUCAAUAGCGAAUUUUGGUGCAAUGCAGUCCCCUAAAAAGAAUGACAAAGUGUACUGACAGCAUUUUAAUUCUUGUUAGUGGCCGAAGAAUCAACUGGACAAGUGGCGUGUUUGAAAGUAAACUCAAGCGUAGGAAACAGUACCAACAAGUUUCAGACCCAACCAAGGGAUGCAGAAAAUUAGAAACAACAGGGGCUGGUUCUGCCUUCGACAGUGCUUUCACGAUCUGAGAAGCCAAGAUGGAUGCCUUUUGGAGCGAAUGUUACGUGCGCACAUUUCGUCGGAAGCCUUUUUAUGCUUAACCAGAACAAGCUGUUUGUAGACAAACGGGAGUGAAAAAGUCGUUUGAUGUGCCAGUGUCUCUGCACUGAUGAUAUGUACAUAUGUUUAUGUGCAUCUUCUGUUCUGUAACCUGUGCACUCAGCUCCUUUAGCUGAGGUAAAACACUUUGUGUUGUACCUAAAUUAGCGUCGAUUCUAAGUGUCGACUAGCGUGCGAGCAUAAAUGAUGCCGUGAGGUGGUGGGAAGCCUUCAAGUUUUAGAUAUGAGCGGCGAGCUUAAGAGAGCAGAAAGUUUGGUUGCUUUCACAAAGCAUAUGUUUGAGCGGUACAAACAUGACGAUGGUAGCUCAUUGUUGAUGCAGAAUCAGGUGUCGACAUUAUCGAGUUUCGAGGACCCAGUCGAACUGGCUGUGUUUCAAGAGCUACGUGAAAUGAUUCAUUUUAAAAACGAGUUUGAAAUAGCUCGCUUUACUCCAACCCGGAUGGAAUACUGGCAAUCACCCGUAAAUGUUCAGGCCUUUCAUUUCGGCGCCAGUGACAUCAAGAAACCAUCAUCAUUCCCAGCAAUAGUAAAAGCAACAGCACAUAUCACGUCUACCGCUCAGCCCCAGCAAGAUAUUACGUUCCCGGCAGAUCCGGUCAAUGACGCCGAAUUUUACAGAUUACAGAAAAAGGUCUGCCUGCCUGUGAGUCACCGUCUCAUAAUGGAAAACAGCUUAAUGCGUUGCGAGGCAUCAGACCACGAGAGUAAUGCGGAGGAUAUACCCAGUGAUGACGACUUUGAGGAACUUCUGACAGAGACGUUACAGCCGUUACCGCUCGAUCAAAUGGAGCCAGACGACAUGGGGGCUUCUAUGGACGAAAGUGCGCCUGGGUCUACUACCACUAGUUCAUCAUUUUCUGAAGACAAAUCGAUGGACACUGUCAUACAUGUAAAGAAUAUCAGCUGUAAAUUUCAGUCCAGGACACAGCUUGAGAAGGCGGAAAGCGUCAUGCUAGGCUUAGUUGGAGACGCUGCUUGUUCGAAAUCAAAUAACGAUGCGAACAAUAGGAAAGAUCAUAAAAACUUCCAUAUAGCAAACGAUUCGAGCGUAGUGAUUUAUUCCGAAUUCAGACCGACUUCAAAUUCAACCUUGCAUGAACAAUCAACUGGUAACGAACUUAGAAGAGAUAACAAGAGCGCCUUAACGUUGGCUCAGAGACGACUGCAGAAAUUAAAUAUUGUUGUGCCAACGCUAACAGAAGAACAAAAAAGUCAAAGACAGGCUAUGCUCACAUCGAUCGGGAAAGAUUUUUCGCAGGUUUCGAAGCAGCUUCAAAGCAGGCGUAGUCUCAGCUGUUUCGUUCAAUGGGAAAAAAUGACAAAUUAACAGUUACGAAGCAUCUGACAAUGCAUAUUAUGGUCGAGAUACGAUGAAAACGGCGAAGAAACUUAGCUGAGGCGAGACUUCGCAACCAAUAGCUUUAAUUUGUAUGAAAAUAAUCUAGAAAUCAUAAAGUGCUAUUUCUUAACAAAACAAAGCUACAUAAAGUUUUAAGUUAGUUUUGUUUUUCAUGCACUGUUAUUCACUCAAUUUUAUUUAAAACAUUGUUAUUUUUAUUAGGGUUCAAACAAAUACCCGAAGCUGUGAAAAUGUUUAAGCAAAAGCUUUUGCUAGAGGACGCGCAGUAGCCAAUUCGGUAUUGCGUAAUGCACGAACAGCUACGUUCGCUACAACUAAUCUGUGAUAUGUUUUUGUGUUUGUUGCAAAAUAAAAUGUAUUAUUAAUACUACGCUCAUAUCGAACGCAUGUCCACUAUUAUCGCUACAUAAUGAAGACUCUUCGUACUGAAAAGCAGGGAUACAUUUCCUUUGGUUUUAUGUUCUUUACUUUCCGAAUCCUUGGUGCGCUCGACAGUCUAAUGAAAAAAAAUUUUGGAAAAAUUUCCAUAGAUAGAAUUCGGGUGGCUGUUAUUGUUUUUUAAUUAUGUCUUUACUGAAUAUUUUUGAUGUUUUUGACAAACUGACAACAAUCUAUGAAAAAGUUUCUUAGCAUAAAGCC